AUGAACCAUUUUUUCUGUGAAUUUCCAGAAAAGGCAAAAGAUCGAAUUAAAAAAAUCUAUCAAUUAUACAACAGGAAUCCUUCAGAAUCAGUGCGGCUGGUAGAUAAAACUGUUUCGAGCUGCAAAAAAUGCCUCGAGGUUUAUUUAAACUGCAGUCCUGAGUGGUGGUUCGAAAAGAAACGAGUCUGUACCAACUUCUGUCCAGAAAAGCUUUAUCAUUGGGAAUUACUAUCUGAUGAAGAUAUAUUUUACGAAUAUAAAGCCUGCAUGGGCUGUCGGACUGCAUAUUUUGGAUUUAAGAGCAUUGUUUUUCUGAUUAAAGAUAAGACAAGAAGCAAUGAAAGUUGGAGCAAAGUACAAUUAGAAAGUGUUGAGUUAACAAGCAAAGAGAUUAAGUUCCUGCUGGAUGGUAGAUUGAAAAAGGAUGUGUGUUUUUUCAAAGCUUUAAAUCUACUAUUUUCCAAAGUCCCAGCAUCGUAUAGGGACCAGAUUAAAAGCAUACUUUUUGAAACGUAUAAGAAUGAUAAAGAAAUGAGCAAGGACAUUACAGACUUGAGAAUUGAAGCAUUGAAUUGUCUGGGCCAAUUUAUUGAAAAAUACACCAUUGAGCCGACAGAAGUGGGAAUGGUCUAUGAAGACUUACUCGGUAGCAAACGCAUAGAUCUAUUAAUCAAGCAUUACUCUGUCUUUGAAAAUCUCAAUUUUAAUAUUAGUGAAAUUUUUCAAAAAACUUCAACUUUUGAUCUCACAACAUUUAGUUUUAUAGUUAGCCAUAUUGAAAAAAUCGACAUUACAUAUUCCAUUCUUAAUGGAGUGCUGAAAUACAUGUUGAAAUCGUAUCAAACAAAAUGUGCCUUUGACACUAGAAAUAUCGAUUUGCUGUUUCAUAAGAUUGUAAUGUUUCUUGUCAAAAACUCGGAAUAUAGAACUAAUGGGCUGAUAAAUAAGCUCGCCUUGGCCAAUUUUGCUCAGUUCAAGGAUGGAGCGUAUUGGCUGCUAUAUCUGAAUCUUCUUUUCAGUAUUCCAAUAACAAAAGUUUCAUUAUCACAUCCAAAAGGCCUAUUACUUUUUCAACUAACGGACAAAAAAAUCCGAGAACUUGUGCUAGCUGAUCCAAAUGCUGUCUCCGAAUUCAUUAGCGAGAUCAACGAGUUCAAGCCGUUUGUUGAUUCCUUUGAGAGUAUUGGUAUUGAGAUUUCAAAAAGGUUAAAAUUUGAUUUUUCAACGGCAGUUCAGUUUACAAACACGUUUGGAAAUAAUCAAGCCAUGCUUGAUAAUAUCAUUGAAAAUUUAACUUUCCAAAGUCCUAAUAUUGAUAUUCUAUCCGAAUCUGCUAGGUUUUCAUGCUCAGAGUUUCUAAGCUUACUCAAACAAAGAAUGAAACUUAAUAACACUGGCAGAGGAGAUCCAGAUUCUAUAAUGCAUAUCCAUGCGGGUCUUUCUGGAAACCCGAGUGGCAAUGCUAGGCUGCUGACUACAGUGCCAGACUCAAAAGCAUGUUUUGAUGAGUUAAAGAGCAGCAUUGAGGUAGAUGAUAUUAAUAUCAGGGAUGCACAAGUUAGGAGCAAAAAAAGGAUACCCAAAAAUCAUAAUAAAACCAAGCACGCACAGUAA
Vittaforma corneae ATCC 50505 is the source of this 1614-nucleotide messenger RNA. RefSeq lists its product as uncharacterized. NCBI's taxonomy places the organism in Eukaryota, Fungi, Microsporidia, Nosematidae. The record is from RefSeq and is a predicted model, not a curated record. The transcript has a single exon. Bases 1 to 1614 code for a protein of 537 amino acids.